AUGUCAAGUGGUGGUUGUACUAUUGUGGGAGUGGGAAGCCUCGUGGAAGCAACCAAGAAAUUGCAUGGCAUUGGCAUGCCCUUAAAAACAAACAAAUUCUGUAUUCUUUUUAUUUCGUUCAUUGCCUGCAUGCACCAAUCGGACAUGGAAGGGGGAAGCACCAAGAGGAAGGCUUGCGACGAAGAAGAGCAAAUGGAGAAAUUCUUUGCUCUGAUCCGAAGCAGUCGGGAAGCUCGUGAAUAUAUUGUGAAUGGUAUUGGUGGCGCCCGUGAUGAUGAUGAAUUCAAGGACAAGGCCAUAAACAAGAAGAAGAGGCACAAGGUUGAGGAAGACAAGCCAAACGCAGUUUGGAAUCCAUCGUUCCAACUAGAAGAUUUCUUGGACGAUCCCCAACUGAUCAAGAACCCUCAAAUAUCUGCUGUGACUUCUUCUCAAAGCAAAGAAGGAAGCAAGGAAGAAGAUAUGGAAAAAGGCCGCAGCCCACUUAGUUUUGCUGACCUAAUCAUCCUCUUCAAUGGGUUACCCAUUCAACAUAAUCUAUUUUCAGAGCAGCACAUGCAAAUGCAAUUCCUAAACCGAACGCUGCUGUAGCUAGCUAGUGUGUGAAGAAAUAUCAAUCCGCUUAGGUAAGUGUCUACAUCGAGUGAGUGGUCCAUCGUACCACUAUUUAAAUAAAUAUUGGAUGUAAUUGUGAUAUUAUAUCAUCAUUAUCAUCAUCGUCAUGUGAUAUUUUAAUUUAAUAAAAAACUUUCAAGUGACCAAAAUGAAACAUAUUUGAUGGUUAUUUUUACCGAAUGACAUAGAAAGAUAAUUAUUAAAAUAUGUGGGAUUUAUUUGUCUAUAUGUAAGUUAAGUUUUUUAUUAGAUAAUGAUACCAUGGUGACAAUAUUUAAGUGGACCCUCCAGAAAGUUAUCCUCGACGACUUAAACUUGUGAGAUUAAUUCAACUCUAGACAACAACUUGGGAUCAAAUGUCAUCCACUCGUAGCCAUUAAUUCUUGGAUGGGAAAAAACCCAAUUUUGUUUGGACCUAAUUUCACAAUACCAUCCAUGCUGAAGUGAUAAAGCCCGCUUUCGCUCUCUACGAGACUACAUCAUCAACAUCAAUUUAUUUUAUUAUACUAUAAAACAAUUAAUCCCACAGAGAUUAAAGACAUCGAGAAGGUUUCUUUCCCUAAAUACUAAUUUAUUAAAAAUUUGAAAUAUUUAAAUAAUUAAUUCCAAUCAAAACAUUACAUGUAUUUUUU
Molecule: messenger RNA, 1247 nt
Organism: Ilex paraguariensis (yerba mate)
Lineage: Eukaryota; Viridiplantae; Streptophyta; Magnoliopsida; Aquifoliales; Aquifoliaceae
Source: the annotation of a GenBank genome assembly